Molecule: messenger RNA, 2725 nt
Organism: Drosophila montana
Lineage: Eukaryota; Metazoa; Arthropoda; Insecta; Diptera; Drosophilidae
Gene: Nf-YC
Product: nuclear factor Y-box C
Exons: 3
Coding region: 166-2094 (642 amino acids)
Biological process (GO): regulation of transcription by RNA polymerase II
Cellular component (GO): nucleus; CCAAT-binding factor complex
Molecular function (GO): DNA-binding transcription activator activity, RNA polymerase II-specific; RNA polymerase II cis-regulatory region sequence-specific DNA binding; protein heterodimerization activity
Source: RefSeq, a predicted model, not a curated record
AGCACUAGUUGCCAUCCCUAGCGCAUUGUGUAUGCAUUACGCAUUUGCGAAAUUCACCAGCAAUACGUUUUAAGCCAAUUUAAACCCAAUUGCUGUAGCGGCGCCUGUGCUGAAACCCUUACCAAUUGCAGCUGGCAAACCCGCCACACCUCAGCUAACGUGGCCAUGUACGCCACCAAUAAUGGCAGCACAAAUAAGGCGCCAAAUAGCAAUGCCACAUCGAUGUUUGACAAUACCAUUACUGUAACGCCGAUCAAAAUGGAGCUAAGUGACGCUCUGGCCAAGUCAGGUUCCACAGCCACAACGCCGGCCCUGCGGCGUCCAAACGCCGUCAUUGUCACGUCACAGCAGCUGACAGUACCCAUGCAAACGGGCUUGUCCGUAACGAACAGCGGCGGCGGGAAUGCGGCAUAUACGACGGGCAUGAGCGUGACAUCCACCACAGUGACAACGACGGCGCCAAAGGAGAAACCGACGAAAGCGGCGCGCGUUCAAGUGGUACGCAAGCCGCCGCCAACGAUUGAAAACUUUUGGCCGAACAUAUUGAGCGAGGUGAAUGGCAUUGGUCAGGUGGAUGCCAAGCAUCAGGUGCUGCCGCUGGCGCGCAUCAAGAAGAUCAUGAAACUGGACGAGAAUGCCAAAAUGAUAGCGGGCGAAGCGCCGUUGCUGUUUGCCAAGGCCUGUGAGUAUUUCAUCCAAGAGCUAACAAUGCGCGCCUGGGUGCACACCGAGGAGAGUCGUCGCCGUACACUGCAGCGGUCGGAUAUUGCGCAGGCGAUUGCCAAUUAUGAUCAAUUUGAUUUCCUAAUCGAUAUAGUGCCGCGUGAGGAGAUCAAACCCUCAACUACGCAGAAAACCAAAGAGCCAACCAGCUCGAAUGUAUCGGCGGCGGCUGCUUCCGCCGCAACUGCAACUGCUGUUACCAGCAAUAAUAAUCCCAACGCUAGCUUUACAACCGGCAAUGUUGUGAGUGGCGCCAAUGUACCUGUGGCUACUGCUGCUGCCGCGUCUGGCCUCAAGCUGGACGCCACUGCGGCCGAAGUGCUCGGCUUCAGCACAGUCAAUCCAGAUCUGUUUGCGGCGGCAGCCGCCAGCAGCAAUCAGCAGCUGCAGCAGCUGACAACGCAACAGCAUCAGCCACAGCAAGUGCAGAUCAUACAGCAGGGCGCCGGUACACAGCAGCUGCAAUACUUCAUAGCGCUGCCUGGGCAGCAGCCCACGCAAUUGGUGCAGCAGCUCCAUCAACAGCAGCAACAACAACAGCAGCAGAACAGUCUCGGCCUAAAUAUUGUUGCACAGCAGCCGACGCAGCAGCUAAUACUCACCGCCGGACCCAAUGGUCAGUUGACAGCGACGCCGGCGCCCACAACAGCUGCUCAGCAGCAAACGGCGCUGCUCCAGAACCUGGCCCAACACCAACAACAGCAGCAGCAACAACAGCAGCAUCAGCAAAUACAACUGCUGCAGCAGGUGGUGACGCCAACGGGCGAGUUGACCAAUGUGCCGAUUGCCAUCAGUGCCAAUCAGCUGCACUUGCUGCGUCUGCAGAUGCAACAACAGCAACAGCAGCAGCAACAACAGCAGGUUGCUGCUGUGCAGGCAGCAGCGGCGGCGGCAGCGCAGCACAAUCAACAGCAGCAGGUGAUAAUACCAACACAAUUGCUAACAGCACAGCAGAUACUGCAGCUGGGUGGCACGCCCACAAAUGCAACAACUGUGACACAGCAGCAGCUGCAGCAGCAUCAACAGCAUCAACAGCAGCAACAGCAUCAACAGCAGCAACAGCAGCAACAGCAGCAGCAGCAACAACAACAACAACAACAACAACAACAACAACAGCAGCAGCAGCAGCAACAACAACAACAGCAGCAACACCAUCAACAGCAACAGCAGCAUAUACACAUAAGCAGCAACAAUCCAAACAACAGCUGUAACAACAACAAUAACAACAGCAGCAGCAACAAUAAUAACAACAAUGCAGCGUCUAUAUUCAUAAAUGCGACGGCGUCGAACGCCCAAGUAGCGACGCAAGCGCAAACACAGGGCAUAACAACAUUAACCACAGAUCGUACGCUGAACAGCGGUUUUCGGUAAAACCCAAUAUAAAGCGAACAUUAGCUUAAGUGAAAAGCAAAAGCCCAAAACAAAAUACACCCAACAUUGGACAGCACACGACACCAGCAACCACCUAAUUGUUAAGGAUAAGUUAAAAUUUAAGCUAAGUUUAACAUGUUUAGCAUUGAAUUCAAGUCCAAACAUUUUGGGCCAAUUAGCAAUCAUAUCGAAGCAUCAGGAGGCAAUUGGUAAUAGCAUUUGGCGUUGGCAUAUUGAUUGCGCCCGUGUCCUGCCAUUCAGUUUCGUACUAAUGUAUACAUGUGUAUAUUAGAUGCAGCGGAGAGAGUUUAAUUAGCUAGCUCCUAAGUACCAAUUAAUUUAGCAAUUGUAUAAAUAGAAGAUACAUUUUUAUUAUGUAAUGUAUUUAGUGUUCAGCAGCAAGGUGAAACCCAAUCCAGCCCAAGCAGGCGGCCUAGCAGGGAAUCUCUUUAUAUAAUUCGAAUGUGUCCUGCCUAAUGUACAUAUCAUAACGAAUUGAACUAUAUUGGUUUGCCCAACGACUCGCACACGAAAGCAUCUAGCUACAAUUUCAAGUUGCCAACUAAAUUCUUAAGUUUCACACCCUUUCUAUAGCUGUCUGUGUGUGUGUGUGUGUGUGUGUAUGUAUGUA